This is a messenger RNA of Triticum aestivum (bread wheat), 969 nucleotides long. Its product is annotated as probable leucine-rich repeat receptor-like protein kinase At1g35710. Bases 25 to 849 code for a protein of 274 amino acids. Gene Ontology annotation, molecular function: protein binding. The transcript has a single exon. NCBI's taxonomy places the organism in Eukaryota, Viridiplantae, Streptophyta, Magnoliopsida, Poales, Poaceae. The record is from RefSeq and is a predicted model, not a curated record.
UCCAUCUAGCCUAGCUAGCUAGACAUGGAGAUGGACCCACCACCCAAAAUGCUUGCCUCUCUCACCAUGACCAUACUGAUGAUGAUGAUGGCCACCUCCACCGCACUUGCGUCGGAUGCAGCGGUGCUCGAAGGACAAGCAAGAGCACUUCUCGUCUGGAAAGACGGCCUCGACAACCAAAGCCAGCAAGCCCUGCACUCCUGGGGAAACACGUCGACGCCUUGCAACUGGCGCGGCAUCAAUUGCGAUAUCGGUGUGCAGCGACACCAACAUUGGCCGGUGAUCAGCGGCAUCUCUCUACGGGGUAUGCGGCUGAGCGGAGCUCUGGAGUCCCUCAACUUCUCAGCCUUGAGGACCUUGGCAUGCCUCGACCUCUCAAACAACCUCCUCACUGGGAGCAUUCCUCCUAGUAUCGAGGUCCUUGGCGAGCUCCAUGCUCUCCUUCUGCAAGGCAACCAGAUAAGAGGCUCAAUCCCACUAGGUCUAGGAAAUCUCACAAAAUUGCAUUCCUUAAUACUUCACGAAAAUGAACUCUACGGUGAAAUACCAAGCCAGAUAGGCAACAUGAGUAGUCUUGUCACCCUCAACUUGUCAAGCAAUCAUUUGGUUGGUCAUAUCCCUUGUGAAAUAGGACACAUCAAGCACUUAGUUGCAUUAGAUUUGUCCAAUAAUAAUCUUUUUGGCAAAAUACCAAGCAGCAUAGGUGGUUUGACCGAACUCACUAGCUUGUACCUUUACGAACAAACUUUCUGGACAAAUUCCACGAGAACUAGGUUAUCUUCUGAACUUAAAGGACCUACAACUUGGCAUCAACACCCUCUCAGGUUCCAUUCCACGAAAUUUUCAUAAUUUGACCAAGCUCACUGUGUUAAUUCUACAGCUAAACAAACUUUCUGGGUUAAUUCCACAAAAAAUAGAUUACCUUUCGAACUUACAGUACCUGAGUCUUAGUGAAAACAUACUCUCGGG